Messenger RNA from Funneliformis mosseae, 834 nucleotides. NCBI's taxonomy places the organism in Eukaryota, Fungi, Glomeromycota, Glomeromycetes, Glomerales, Glomeraceae. The record is from the annotation of a GenBank genome assembly.
UAAUUCAAAAAGUUUUGUCAAAAAGAAGGCUGCUUUGACAUUAUUACGGUUAUAUAGGAAACAUCCUGAUGUAAUUCCUGCAUCGGAUUGGGCGGAGAGAAUAAUUGUGUUGAUGGAUGAUACAGAUCUGGGAGUUACAUUAUGUGUGACUAGUUUGAUAAUGGCUUUAGCACAAGAUAAUUUAGAAUCGUAUUUAGGUUGUUAUACCAAAACGGUUGAUCGAUUAGCAAAGAUAAUUGUUGAGAGAGAUUUUCCUCUUGAAUAUGUAUAUUAUAAAGUCCCCAUACCUUGGUUACAAGUCAAGCUACUACGAUUAUUACAAUAUUAUCCAGCUUCCGAUGAUCGUAAGGUUCGAAACAAAUUGCAUGAUGUAUUACAAACAAUCCUUAAUAACUCACAAGAUGCUCCUAAAAAUGUGCAGCACAAUAACGCACAAAAUUCCGUAUUAUUUGAAGCUAUCAAUCUUGCUAUUCAUUUAGAUUGUGAAUCACAAAUUGUUAAUCAAGCCGCUUUACUUUUGGGACGUUUUAUAACUUCGAAAGAAACAAAUGUACGAUAUUUGGGAUUAGAAACUAUGUCUCAUUUAGCAGCUUGUGUUGAUUCAUUGGAACCAAUCAAAAAACAUCAGGACACUAUAUUAUUAUCCUUGAGGGACAAGGAUAUUAGUGUUCGCCGUAGAGGAUUGGAUCUCUUAUACAGUAUGUGUGAUGUCAAAAAUGCAAAAGUGAUAGUGACUGAAUUGCUUCGAUAUCUAAAUAUUGCAGAUUAUGCUCUUCGGGAGGAAAUGGUGUUGAAAAUUGCAAUUCUAACGGAGAGAUUUGCUACAGAAAACCA